Messenger RNA from Rhagoletis zephyria (snowberry fruit fly), 1137 nucleotides. It is a transcript of the gene Sgt, whose product is annotated as small glutamine-rich tetratricopeptide containing protein. Gene Ontology annotation, molecular function: molecular adaptor activity; protein binding. NCBI's taxonomy places the organism in Eukaryota, Metazoa, Arthropoda, Insecta, Diptera, Tephritidae. Gene Ontology annotation, biological process: post-translational protein targeting to endoplasmic reticulum membrane. The record is from RefSeq and is a predicted model, not a curated record. Gene Ontology annotation, cellular component: TRC complex; membrane.
CCCGAGGAAGGCAGUCGCCAAAUUCACCGAAGGUUGUUUACUGGUUAUAUUGUGGUAUCGAGUAAUUACUUGCAAUUUCUUGUGUCGUUUCAUCGCUACUAGGACAUACAAAUUAUAGCAAGUUAUUUAUCUACGCCCUUCCAAAAUGGGUGACGAGGUUCAGAAAGAAUUUGUACGAUCAAUCCUAACUUUUUUGAAAAGGCCUGUUACAUCCCUGAAUAUGUCAGAAGACUGUAAAGAGAGCCUCGAUGUUGCUAUUCAAUGUCUUCAAACAGCUUUUGACAUCGGAGAAGAAACGUGUAUGGAAGCAGAUUUUCUUGGUGAAAGUGUUGAAAACUCGCAUAAAAACUUACAUAUAUUUGAAGUAUUUCAAUCAUUAUACAUUGAACGAAGUCCAAAGGUUACACAAAUUGCUGAAGAACUCAAAAACGAAGGCAAUCGCCUCAUGAAAGAUGGAAAGUAUAAUGAAGCUCUACUUAAAUAUAAUAGCGCAAUUUCUUUUGAUCCCAAAAAUCCUAUAUAUUACUGUAAUCGAGCAGCGGCUUAUAUUCGAUUGAAUUAUAAUGAGAAUGCUGUUACUGACUGCAAAACAGCUAUAUUGUACAAACCAACUUAUAGUAAAGCAUAUGGAAGGCUUGGUAUUGCAUAUUCUAAUUUAAAAAUGUACAAUGAAGCACAACAAGCAUACGAAAAGGCAAUAGAAUUGGAACCUGAUAAUCAAGAUUACCGGAAUAAUUUAGAAGUUGCUCGUGAUGCAGCUCAAGCUCGUAAUUCUAUACCACAAAUAACGGAGGGAAUUAAUACCAUGUUAUCAACUCCAGCCAUUCGAAAUAUUUUCAAUAGCGCUGACAUUGAUUUGGAGCAAUUGCAAAUUUUGUCUCAAAAUCCAGUUGUGAUGAAUGCUGUUUCGCAACUGUUUGCUGGGAUUCCAGGCACCAAUAGCGAUGCAAAUACCUCGCCCGUGAUCCCCAAUGGUAUGUUACAACUUUUCCAGUCGUUUGCAACACAGCUGUCAUCGGGUCAGAACGACGGAUCUAGCGAAGCAUUCCGUCAAAAUUCAGAUUCAGAUCCACCUGCGCCUUAAGUUCCCCUGUAAAAAAAUUGCAUACUAAAAUAAAGGAAAAUUUUCCAAUAAUA